AUGUUAUCGAGAACAUUUAAAAGAACAAUCUCAAUAACCGCUAAUAAACCAAUCAAACUUCCAUUUAUUCCAUUGGUUAGUGAGACUGGUUUUCCUGGGGCAAUUGGUAAUACUCCACUUUUGAAAUUACCUAGAAUUUCAGAAUCUAUUGGUCGUAAUAUCUAUGCCAAGGGAGAAUUCAUGAAUCCAGGUGGAUCUAUUAAAGAUAGAGCAGCAUUGUAUAUUAUCAAAGAUGCAGAAGAAAAAGGAUUAAUUAAACCUGGUGGUACUAUUGUAGAAGGAACUGCAGGUAAUACAGGUAUUGGAUUAGCUCAUGUUUGUAGAGCAAGAGGUUAUAAAUGUGUCAUCUACAUGCCAAACACUCAAAGUAAAAACAAAAUUGAAACUUUAAGAUUAUUAGGUGCUGAAGUUUAUCCUGUUCCUGCUGUUGCAUUCACUGAUCCAGAAAAUUACAAUCAUCAGGCUAAAAGACAUGCAGAGAGUUUGGAUAAUGCUGUUUGGACUAAUCAAUUUGAUAAUGUUGCCAACAGACAAGCUCAUAUUGAAACCACCGGACCGGAAAUUUGGGCUCAAUUGGAUGGUAAAGUUGAUGCAUUCACCUGUUCAACAGGUACUGGUGGUACAUUUGCUGGUACUAGUAGAUAUUUGAAAGAUAUCUCCAAUGGUAAAGUUAAAGCUGUUUUAGCUGAUCCUCCAGGUUCAGUUUUGUACUCAUAUAUCAAAUCCAAUGGUAAAGAAAUGAUCAGAGGUGGAUCUUCAUUCACUGAAGGUAUUGGACAAGGAAGAGUCACUGAUAAUUUGAAAUCAGAUAUUGCAAUUAUCGACGACGCAUUGAAAAUUCCUGAUGAAGAAUCAAUUGCCAUGAUUUAUAGAUUGUUGGAUCAAGAAGGGUUAUAUGUUGGUGGUACUGGUGCAUUGAAUGUUGUUGCAGCUGUUGAAGUUGCCAAGACCUUACCAGAAAACAGUAAUGUCGUCACUAUAUUAGCUGAUUCUGCUCAUAAAUAUGCUGAUAGAAUCUUUUCUAAAUCAUGGUUAGAACAAAAGGGAUUGUAUGAUGCUAUACCAAAUCAUUUGAAGAAAUAUGCUGUAUUGGAUUAA
Candida tropicalis MYA-3404 is the source of this 1098-nucleotide messenger RNA. RefSeq lists its product as uncharacterized. The record is from RefSeq and is a predicted model, not a curated record. Bases 1 to 1098 code for a protein of 365 amino acids. The transcript has a single exon. Gene Ontology annotation, cellular component: cytoplasm. Gene Ontology annotation, molecular function: pyridoxal phosphate binding; cysteine synthase activity. NCBI's taxonomy places the organism in Eukaryota, Fungi, Ascomycota, Pichiomycetes, Serinales, Debaryomycetaceae.